Molecule: messenger RNA, 4024 nt
Organism: Sphaeramia orbicularis (orbiculate cardinalfish)
Lineage: Eukaryota; Metazoa; Chordata; Actinopteri; Kurtiformes; Apogonidae
Gene: stxbp5a
Product: syntaxin binding protein 5a (tomosyn)
Exons: 27
Coding region: 129-3560 (1143 amino acids)
Biological process (GO): Golgi to plasma membrane transport; exocytosis
Cellular component (GO): SNARE complex; plasma membrane; cytoplasm
Molecular function (GO): GTPase activator activity; myosin II binding; syntaxin binding
Source: RefSeq, a predicted model, not a curated record
AGAUAGAUAUAGAUAGAUAGAGAGAGAGAGAGAGAGAGAGAGAGCGCACGCGUGUGUUCAGAGAAAGUGGCUAUCCCCUGUCUGUUUUUUGCGGGUGAUCUCAAUUGUGUGCUCUGCAGUCUGAAAAAAUGAAGAAGUUCAACAUCAGGAAGGUGCUGGACGGAUUGAAAGAGGCGUCCUCCUCCGCCCCGUCAGUCCAAGUGGGGCCACAGGAGAACCAUCUUAUCCAGGAGACCCUCCAGUCCGAGCAUUUCCAGCUCUGCAAGACUGUCCGUCAUGGCUUCCCGUACCAGCCGUCGUCUAUGGCGUUUGACCCCGUGCAGAAGAUCCUGGCCAUCGGUACUCAGAGUGGAGCUCUCAGAUUGUUCGGGCGCCCGGGUGUGGAGUGUUACUGUCAGCACGAGAGCGGAGCCGCCGUCAUCCAGCUACAGUUUCUCAUCAAUGAGGGGGCGCUGGUGAGUGCUCUGUCCGAUGACAGCGUCCACCUGUGGAACCUGAGGCAGAAGAGACCAGCCAUCCUCCACUCGCUCAAGUUCAACAGAGAGAGAAUAACUUUCUGCCACCUGCCCUUCCAGAGUAAAUGGUUGUACAUCGGCACAGAACGCGGGAACAUCCACAUCGUCAACGUGGAGUCCUUUAUGCUCUCAGGCUACGUCAUCAUGUGGAACAAAGCCAUUGAACUGUCCUCCAAGGCGCACCCAGGACCAGUUGUCCACAUAAGUGACAACCCAAUGGACGAGGGAAAGCUUAUAAUUGGAUUUGAGUCGGGGAUCGUGGUCCUGUGGGAUCUGAAAUCAAAGAAGGCUGACUAUCGCUACACUUACGAUGAGGCGAUCCACUCAGUUGCCUGGCAUCACGAGGGCAAGCAGUUCAUUUGCAGUCACUCAGAUGGAACUCUGACCAUAUGGAACAUCAGAGGCCAGGGCAAACCCAUACAGACAAUCACCCCACAUGGAAAACAGCCCAAGGAUGGGAAGAAGCCAGAGCCUUGUAAACCCAUUCUCAAAGUGGAGUAUAAAACCACUAGGAACGGGGAGCCCUUUAUAAUCCUGUCUGGAGGCCUGUCCUAUGACACGGUGGGCCGGCGGCCUUGUCUGACGGUAAUGCAUGGGAAGAGUACUGCUGUUCUGGAGAUGGACUAUCCUAUUGUAGACUUUCUCACCUUGUGUGAAACACCAUACCCCAACGAUUUUCAGGAACCUUACGCUGUAGUGGUCCUCCUAGAAAAGGAUUUAGUGGUAAUCGACCUUGCACAAAAUGGUUACCCCAUAUUUGAGAACCCCUAUCCUCUGACUAUCCACGAGUCUCCUGUGACCUGCUGCGAGUACUUUGCCGACUGCCCUGUGGACCUCAUACCUGCACUUUACUCUGCUGGCUCGCGGCAAAAACGACAGGGCUACAGCAAAAAGGAAUGGCCUAUUAGUGGUGGGAACUGGGGUCAAGGCACACAAAGCUACCCAGAGAUCAUCCUCACAGGGCAUGCUGAUGGUACUGUGAAGUUCUGGGACGCCUCUGCAAUAAUGCUCCAGGUGCUUUAUAAGCUUAAAACAGCCAAGGUGUUUGACAGAAACCGGUCCAAGGAGGACAAGGGCAGCACAGAGGUGUCAGACGAAGACCCCUUCGCCAUCCAGAUCAUGGCCUGGUGUCCCGAGAGCAGGAUGCUGUGUGUGGCCGGGGUGUCAGCCAAUGUUCUCAUCUACCGCUUCAGCAAACUGGAAGUAACUACUGAGGUGGUGCAGUUACUAGAAGUGCGAAUGCAGUACGAGCUGAACGACACAGAGUCUCCAGACGGCGGGGGUGGAGGGGGGGAACAAACGUCGGCGCACCCCACCCCCGGUGCCUCCCCCCAGACGAGCGGCCCACCUUCACACCCCUCCACCAGCAGCAACAACUCAGACGGAGGCAACAUUCCCUGCCUGAAAGUGCGCAGUACUCCUCUGAAGCAGUCUCCAGGUUACCAGGUAGAUCUGGUGGUCCAGUUAGUGUGGGUGAGUGGAGAGCCUCCUCAGCAGAUCACAAGUCUGGCUCUUAAUUCCUCCUACGGCCUAGUGGUUUUUGGCAACAGUAACGGUCUGGCGGUGGUGGACUACAUCCAGAAGACAGUAGUACUAAACCUGGGGACAGUUGAGCUGUACGGCUCCAAUGACCCCUACCAGAGACAGCCCCGCUCGCCCAGAAAGACACGGCAGCCCUCUGGAGGUCUGUGCGAUAUCAACGAGGGCUCAGCCACAUCAGAGGACCGCUGCAAAUCCCCCACUUCAGUGUUGACGUCAAACAGCAAUCUACAGCAGUUCUACAAUGGAGGUGGUAGAGGAGCAAAGAUGUCACGGAAAUUAAGCUUGCCUACUGAGCUAAAGCCAGACUUGGUCCUCCUGUCUGUAUGCCCGCCGCGGGGUGCCAACCCUCUAGACCACCGGGACAACUCCUUCAGCCGCUCACGCUCCUCUAGCGUCACCAGCAUCGAUAAGGAAGCCCGGGAGGCCAUCUCCUCCUUCCACUUCUGUGAGACUUUUGCCCGGAAGGGGGACAGCACACUGACGCCCUGCCUGUAUGUGGGCACGUCCCUGGGCACCGUGCUCGCCUUAGCGCUCACGAUGCCACCUGCUGGAGAGCAACGGCAACUGCAGCCGGUUAUAAUUUCACCUACAGGCAUGUUGGUACGAGUGAAAGGCAGCAUUUUGCGGAUGGCGUUUUUGGACUCCACAGGUUCCCAGUUGCCCCCUGCGUUCGAACCUUGGUACGAACCCAACGUUACGGCAGACGGCGAAGAAAGAGAGAAGGUCCGUAAGCGCCGCCCGGUCUCGGUGUCCCCCUCCACCUCCCAGGACCUCAGCGAGAGCCAGUACGCCGUGGUGUGUUCGGAAAAGCAGGCCAAAGUCAUGUCCUUACCCUCCCAGACCUGCAUCUACAAACACAGUAUCACCGAGACCUCCUUCAUCCUCCGAGCAGACGUGGUGCAGAUGAGCCAAGGCGUGUGCGUGGCGUGUUUCUGCGCCAACGGCCACAUCAUGACCCUCAGUGUGCCGGGCCUGAGACCGCUCAUGGAUGUAAACUACCUGCCUUUGACAGACAUGCGGAUAGCCAGGACAUUCUGCUUCACUAACCUGGGUCAGGCCAUGUACCUGUGCUCCCCCACGGAGAUCCAGAGGAUUACCUAUAGCCAAGACACCUGUGAAAACCUCCAGGAGAUGCUCGGUGAACUAUUUACACCAGUGGAGACCCCAGAGGCGCCCAACAGAGGGUUCUUCAAAGGCCUUUUUGGUGGAGGAGCACAGUCACUGGACAGGGAGGAGCUAUUUGGUGAGUUAGCAGCUGGAAAGGCUUCCCGAAGUCUGGCGCAGCACAUCCCAGGCCCGGGCGGCAUCGAGGGCAUGAAGGGCGCGGCCUCCGGUAUAGUCGGAGAUCUGGCGCGUGCACGGAUAGCGCUGGACGAACGAGGGCAGAAACUGGGAGAGCUGGAGGAGAGGACGGCGGCCAUGAUGGCCAGCGCAGACUCCUUUUCCAAACACGCCCAUGAGAUGAUGCUGAAGUGCAAAGACAAAAAGUGGUACCAGUUCUGAUCUGGGACGGGGAGGAGCAGAGCUCAGUGGACAUGACCGUCCCCUUCCAUCGGCUCAUUUGGACCCACCGUGACCCCCCCCACCUGCCCACUCGCCCCACUCACGUCCGUCCAUCUGUCCGUCCAUCCAUCCCUCCAGGCCUUCUUCACUGGAACACUUGGGAUUUUCUUCCCUAGCACAAUGAUGAAUACUGUUCUUACCUCAGUCUUAAGGUGGAACUGAGGGGUAUCAAAGGGAGAAGGACCCCCUCAGAGGGAGCAGAUAAGUGGCGUCUUUUUUUUUUUUUUGUAUUGUUCGCUCCUCGUUUAAUCUCUUUUUGCAGCCUCUCCUCCGAGGUAGCCGACCUGGAGAUUCUUCAUUCUCAUUUGCCAAAAAAAAAAAAAAACCCGUCCUUUACUGUUGUCUCCACUCCGAGCCCGUAGGGGGCAGUAUUCAACGAACACGACUGAAAAAAAAAAAAAAAA